CUGUUCGGUCAAUCUCUCCGGUCACCACAGAGGUGUUAGCGAGGCGAUCUGGGGUCCGGACGUAAACAUUCCCUAGGGCUGGAACAUCGCGGCAGGAUGUUUCCCAUAUUUCCGUACAUUUGGCCCUGGCUCCCACAGCCACGCUGGGAGUGAGGAGGUUUGCCCGCCUGAGUGAUGAGGAAACGCGCGGGCAGCCUUCCCGGUGUCGGAGGAAUCCAGAGUCCAAACCACUUUUAUUCGCACCAACAUAACUCAAAACCCAGGUCAAAGGCGGAAAUGAGGCACACCUGCCGCGGCACCAUCAACCUGGCCACGGCCAACAUCACCGUGGAGGACUCCUGCAACUUCAUCAUCUCCAACGGGGGCGCGCAGACCUACCACCUGAAGGCCAGCUCAGAGGUGGAGCGGCAGCGCUGGGUGACCGCCCUCGAGCUGGCCAAGGCCAAGGCUGUGAAGAUGCUGGCAGAGUCAGAUGAGUCUGGAGACGAAGAGUCCGUCUCGCAGACGGACAAGACGGAGCUGCAGAACACACUGAGAACACUGUCCAGCAAGGUAGAGGACCUGAGCACGUGCAACGACCUGAUCGCCAAGCACGGCACAGCGCUGCAGCGCUCCCUCAGCGAGCUGGAGUCCCUCAAGCUGCCGGCAGAGAGCAAUGAGAAGAUCAAGCAGGUCAACGAGCGGGCUACACUCUUCCGGAUAACGUCCAACGCCAUGAUCAACGCCUGCAGAGACUUCCUCAUGCUGGCCCAGACCCACAGUAAGAAGUGGCAGAAGUCGCUGCAAUAUGAGCGAGACCAGCGGAUCCGGCUGGAGGAGACCCUGGAGCAGCUGGCCAAGCAACACAACCACCUGGAGAGGGCCUUCCGCGGGGCCACGGUGCUGCCGUCCCACAGCCCCGGCGGUGUGGGGCCCGGGAAAGAUCAGGCCUGCGCCGGCAAAGGGGACGUGAGCGACGAAGAUGACGAGAACGAGUUCUUCGACGCCCCGGAGAUCAUCACCGUGCCGGAGAGUCUGGGCCACAAACGCACCGGCAGCAACAUCAGCGGAGCCAGCAGUGACAUCAGCCUCGAUGAGCAGUACAAACACCAGCUAGAGGAGACCAAGAAGGAGAAGAGAACCCGGAUCCCAUACAAACCAAACUAUAGCCUCAACCUGUGGAGCAUCAUGAAGAACUGCAUCGGAAAAGAGCUCUCUAAGAUCCCCAUGCCGGUGAACUUUAACGAGCCCUUGUCCAUACUUCAGCGCCUGACUGAAGAUCUGGAGUACCACGAGCUGUUAGACCGGGCUGCGAAGUGCGAGAACUCUCUAGAACAGCUCUGUUAUGUUGCAGCUUUCACGGUGUCCUCCUACUCCACUACUGUCUUCCGUACCAGCAAGCCAUUCAACCCGAUCCUCGGGGAGACCUUCGAGCUGGACCGGCUGGAGGAGAACGGGUACCGGUCCCUGUGUGAGCAGGUGAGCCAUCACCCCCCUGCUGCUGCACACCACGCCGAAUCCAAAAAUGGCUGGACACUGCGCCAGGAAAUCAAAAUCACCAGCAAGUUCCGAGGCAAAUACCUCUCCAUCAUGCCCCUUGGUACCAUCCACUGUAUUUUUCAUGCUACCGGGCACCACUACACGUGGAAGAAAGUCACCACAACCGUGCACAACAUCAUCGUGGGCAAGCUGUGGAUCGAUCAGUCUGGUGAAAUUGAUAUUGUGAAUCACAAGACAGGAGACAAGUGUAAUCUUAAAUUUGUUCCUUAUAGCUACUUCUCUCGGGAUGUAGCAAGAAAGGUGACAGGGGAGGUGACCGAUCCGUCAGGAAGAGUUCACUUCGCCCUUUUGGGGACCUGGGAUGAGAAAAUGGAUUGUUUCAAAGUCCAGCCAGCCGCUGGAGAGAAUGGGGGUGAUGCCCGGCAGAGAGGCCACGAGGCGGAGGAGAGCAGGGUGACGCUGUGGAAACGGAACCCUCUUCCGAAGAAUGCAGAAAACAUGUACUACUUUUCAGAGCUCGCACUCACUCUUAACGCCUGGGAAGGGGGCACCGCGCCCACAGACAGCAGGUUGCGGCCUGACCAGAGAAUGAUGGAAAACGGGCGCUGGGACGAGGCCAAUGCCGAGAAGCAGCGCCUGGAGGAGAAGCAGAGACUGUCCCGGAAGAAGAGGGAAGCAGAAGCUGUGAAAGCCACGGAAGAUGGCACGCCGCACGACCCCUACAAGGCCCUGUGGUUUGAGCGGAAGAAGGACCCUGUCACCAAGGAGCUAACCCAUUUUUAUAGGGGCGAAUACUGGGAUUGCAAAGAGAAGCAGGACUGGAGCUCGUGCCCAGACAUUUUCUGACAUGGCCCGUGACAGAGGAAGAGCAUCGAACAGACGGGACAGGAUGCGUGGGGAGCUGGCCGCUGCGACUCUUUCCGAGCGCUUCCCUCACGUCGGUCUGUCUUAACCAAUCACUUACUCCAAAUCCCUCACAGAAGCAGACCCCAGUGGUGGUGAUUGGCUGGUGGCCUUAGCUGACUGACACAGACAUCGACGUCCUAGACCCCGCGUCGGAUGGGAGAGGCGUGUGGCUGAACAGCGGUGUUGUUCCUCGAGUGAGGUCCGGUGUCCUCGGCUCUUCUCCGCCCUCUGCCCCACUGAUGAUGGUGAGCCCUCCCCUGUCGCAUACCGCUCAGCCAAGAUCUGCGCAGGAUUGGUGCUGCCCAGAGCAAGCGCUGAUUGGAAGUUCCCUCGGAAAGAAACCUGCGGUGUGACCAGAGGGCACUCAGGUCUGACCUGGGAACUGUUCACGCCUGGCCCCGAGCUGUUGGGGCUGGAACGCUCGGUUCCAUCUUUGACAUUUCCGUCUGCACUGCGGAUGCCCGUCUGCUACUCCACCUUCCUCAGCAGCGAGGCCACCCCAGGGGUUGGCGCGAGGGACGCAUUGUGGGCGAGGUGUGCGGACUCCUCCGGCCCAGAACUAAGAACCCAGGAUGGGAGGCGACGGCCACCCACCCUCCGGCCCUCCUCCGCCCGUCCUGGCCUCUCUCUCUCCACCGGCCUGGCCAGGUGGCCCAUGUGGAGCAGCACUUGCCUGUCCUGCUGAUGUCCUUCAGAAUUGGAGCGAUGUCAGCCUGGAACAGAUGUUGUCACCGUCCCUCAGGCCCCGCAGACUGGAGCCGCCUCUGGAAUAAUGUGUUAAAUACCUGUAUAUUAUAUAUAUGUAGAGAAAAAUCUAAUUUUUUUGUUUGAUUUCCCUGCUUCCCAUUAAGAAUCUUGGAUUUGGUGUCCCUGGCCUCCGUGGGACUCUUGGACAUGUCGCCGUGGAUGGGCGAUCGGAACCGAAUAGGACUCUGUCCAUAGUUCGCAGCCCAGGCCACCCACAGCUGGUGAAGCUCUGCUCUGCCUGUCCUCAUUAGCUGACUUGAAAGUGAAAUGCUAAUCUGUCCUGCCUCUUCUGUCUCCCUCUCCCUCUCUCUCUCUCUCUCUCAUGAGGAAGAGCCUGGAGAAAAAGUCAGGAGGGUGAUUCCCCGCACGUAGGAUGAAGCCCAGAAGGACCUCUUCCCAGGACGGGGUGCUAAAAGCCCCAUCCCGGGCUGUGGCCAGAGAGUGGCUCCCCCUGGGCCUGGCUGCCUUCCUUGUCUGUUCAGUAUUUGUUGUAGUUGUCUUGUUCAGAAAUCGCACCCGCCGGGAGACCCACCCCUGGUCGAGGAUCACAAAUUGAGGUGCCUUCCUUGUAUGCUUUUUGUUAGUGUUUUUUUUUAAUUUUUAUGUUUUGUUCCUUGACUGCUGAGCCUCAGCCAGUGUGGGUCCUGGGGAAAUAUCAUUCCAGAGGAAGCCUUCCCUGCAGGGAAUCUGGUUUUACUGGUCAAGUCCGUACUUGGAACCCUUCCCUCGCCUCCCCUCCGUCGGGGCCGUGGGGGUUUCUCGGAGAACCUUCCCCAGCGCCAGCCGAGGCAGCGGCAGGGCACCUCUCCGGUUCGCCAUCACAGCGCGGCCUCCUCGGGGCUUCAGACAGAGUGGGGGCCCCCAGUUGCACGCCCCGCUUUCUGCCCUGUCCCUCCUCUACCGUCUGCACUACAUUUCUGGCUUCACCCCAGACCCCUGCUAAUGGAAGAAGCUUAGAGCCUUCAGGUGGAAUAAAGUCACAUCAAAACAGAACUAUAUAUAUUUUCAGUUUUUUUGCCUUAUUGCUUUUUU
This is a messenger RNA of Fukomys damarensis (Damara mole-rat), 4164 nucleotides long. RefSeq names its product oxysterol binding protein (gene Osbp). Lineage: Eukaryota; Metazoa; Chordata; Mammalia; Rodentia; Bathyergidae. Gene Ontology annotation, molecular function: sterol binding. Gene Ontology annotation, cellular component: membrane; cytosol; intracellular membrane-bounded organelle. The transcript is spliced from 14 exons. The coding region runs from base 175 to 2325 and encodes 716 amino acids. The record is from RefSeq and is a predicted model, not a curated record.